This is a messenger RNA of Dendronephthya gigantea, 2179 nucleotides long. RefSeq names its product paxillin-like. The transcript has 7 exons. The record is from RefSeq and is a predicted model, not a curated record. The coding region runs from base 200 to 1540 and encodes 446 amino acids. Lineage: Eukaryota; Metazoa; Cnidaria; Anthozoa; Malacalcyonacea; Nephtheidae.
UUGCAAUAAAACGGGAUUUAUAUUCUGGCACUAUUUUCCGGUGAUUACAGCGAAAUUAUCUCGUGAAGUGAUCUAAAUUUUGAAAGGAUAGUUGCAUCGUGUGUUUGUCUUUUUGAGAGUUUGUUUUGGAAGGAAAUCUGAGCGGCGAAAGCGGGAUUAUUUACAUUUUUAGCGAAGCAUCAAGAAGAACAUUUCAGCGAUGGACGAUUUAGACGCACUUUUGGCCGACUUACAAGCAAUUCCAGUUAGUGGAGCGCAAAAGACAACGAGGGACCCAACAGAUCCACCACCACCUUUGCCAAAGGAGAACGGAACGUCCAGACAUACUGGCACAAGUUUAGGUUCAAAUUUAUCCGAAUUAGAUAGUCUCUUGGAAGAUUUGAAUACCACUACCACUCCGAAAGGAGGAAGUAACAGAAGCAGUGAAAAUCGUUUGUCGGAGAACAUCAACAAUCCUCCUCAGCAGAAUCGACCACCAGUUGAAUCACUGCUCAGUGAGCUUGACAAUGCUGUCAGUAGCUCUCGACAACAGCCAAAUGAACCUGAGGCAUCAGUUCAAGAUGUACCACCACCAAACAAGGCCUCAUCCGCAACAAAGGAGCUCGACGACUUGAUGGCAUCUCUGUCUGACUUCAAGGUGAAUGUUCAGACAGUUGGACCUGCUCAGCCUGUCAAGCACAGUGAUGAUUAUGCAAAACCUCAGAGAGCUACCAGCUCAAAUAAACCUGCCCAACAAGGAGGCCAGCCUAUGAGAACAAGUCAACUAGACUCCAUGCUUGGCAGUCUUCAAUCUGAUAUGACCCGCCAAGGAGUGAGUACGGUCAAGAAAGGCACAUGUGCGGCAUGUAAUAAGCCAAUCAUUGGCCAAGUUUGUACGGCUCUCGGCAAGACGUGGCAUCCGGAGCAUUUCACAUGUGUUGCAUGUGAGUUGCCCCUGGGCUCAAGAAAUUUUUUCGAAAGAGAAGGCAAGCCAUUCUGUGAGAAAGAUUACCAUGAAUUGUAUGCUCCAAGGUGUGCUUACUGUAAUGGCCCCAUUCUUGAUUCAUGUGUAACUGCUCUGGACAAAACCUGGCAUCAAGAGCAUUUCUUCUGCCAUCAAUGUGGCAAACCCUUCGGAGAUUCUGGCUUCCACGAGCGAGAUGGCAAGCCUUUCUGCAGAGAUGAUUACUUUGCUGCAUUUGCUCCCAAAUGUGGUGGCUGUGAGCAGCCCAUCAUGGAUAAUUAUAUUGCUGCUCUUGGCCAGCAUUGGCACCCAGAGUGUUUCGUCUGCUAUGAAUGCCAUCAGCCGUUCCCAGGUGGCAGUUUCUUUGAGCACGAAGGAAAGCCUUACUGCGAGAUGCAUUACCACUCAAAGCGUGGUACAUUAUGUUACAAUUGCCAGAAACCUAUCACGGGUCGCUGCAUCACCGCAAUGCAUCGUAAGUUCCAUCCAGAACAUUUCAUCUGCGCCUUCUGUCUGAAGCAGUUGAACAAGGGCACGUUUAAGGAACAAAAUGAUAAACCUUAUUGUCAUACUUGCUUCGUGAAACUCUUUGGUUGAAGAAAAGAAUCAAAGAAUAUUGGAAAAUGUAGAAAAAAAACAGAUGACUUGGGCGGGCUCUUAUUAAGAAGAUGAAUUUAGAAAACUUGAUCCUUGGAGGCAGCCGUUUUGGAUUGAAAGAAUUUGAAUAUAAUUUUCACACAAGGAACGAUACGCGAUGCGCGCAUGUGGCCUUUUUUCUGUUUCGCAACAGAGGAAAACCAGCAAAACAGAACAUUCAUUUUAUUUUGGUAUUAACUAUAGUGAAGAUAUUCAUAGUUUAUUUCGAAUUCUUUAAUUUUUCUCAAAAAAAAAAUAGGGUUAUAAUGUAGUAAAUAUAGAUCUGGGCAUGUGGGAUGGUCUUGAAGAAGUUCUGAGUUCGUAAAAUACGAGCUAAAAUCACGUCGACGAGUUAGAAAACGAGGGGUUUAAUUUCAUUAAACUCUCUUAAACUGGAGUUCCAGCACGUUGCUGAGUAUAAAUCAGGGGAAUUUUCGAUAAGCUCUCGUCAAAAUUUUAACUAUGCUCUUUUUGAACGAAAUACCUGGCUAGUUCGCUGUGGUCUUCUCCUAAAAUGUACCAUAGAAUUUCAGUGACUCAAUAAUGACCAACGCCCAAUAUUUGUGUAUAUUCAAAUAGGAUUUUUAUGUCAACGAAUAA